AUGAAUGUUUAUCACAACAACAGAACAACACAACAUUCCCAGACCCGUCUUCAAAGCGUCUCAGACAAAGUCUUGAAAAUACUUUCGAUAAUUGCAGAUGAGAUCGACUUGAACAUAGAUAGUCGAAAAUCUCAUAGGAGAUCCAACAACUCCGAAUUAAAAUUCAGAACUAAAAGGCAGAAGGAUAAUGAAAAUAAUUAA
Molecule: messenger RNA, 201 nt
Organism: Clunio marinus
Lineage: Eukaryota; Metazoa; Arthropoda; Insecta; Diptera; Chironomidae
Source: the annotation of a GenBank genome assembly